Messenger RNA from Prosopis cineraria, 1116 nucleotides. RefSeq lists its product as uncharacterized. Gene Ontology annotation, biological process: proteasome assembly. Bases 300 to 725 code for a protein of 141 amino acids. The record is from RefSeq and is a predicted model, not a curated record. Lineage: Eukaryota; Viridiplantae; Streptophyta; Magnoliopsida; Fabales; Fabaceae. The transcript has 6 exons.
AAUGAAGAUGCUGCGACCACCUCGCAAUUUCGCAGAGAGGAUCAAGGGGCUGACCAUGAUGCUGGGUUGCAGAUCACUUGCUUUUCCGAAGUCCUCAACGAUGUCACCUUCCAUUUUCAGAUCAUUCGCUUCCCCAAGCAGAACUGUGGCAGCCUCUGGGUUCCAUUGCAUCGGACGAGGGAGAAUUUCAGGCCAAAAGGAAGUUUCUUUCCUAACUAGACAGUAGAGAUUUUCUAGGCUCCUUUAGGAAUCAAUGCAAGGAAGGAUAGUUAGGUGGGAGAGAGCAAAAUUUGCUGCAUAUGUAUCAAGAUCGAUCUUUAUACAUGAUUUAUGUGUGGAUUGGUCACAACUCCGCCAAACUUGGUCACAUGUAUGCAGCUGCACGAACUCGCCCAAACAAUAUGGCAUCUGUGACUUCCAUACUUGGUGGAGCUUCUGAUAAUACAGGUUCAGGCAUUGCUCGGCGAUUAGUGUUAAAGACCGGCCUCAAUAUAAUUUUGGCUUGCAGCGUUCCAAAAAAUAAUCCCAUGCUUGAGAAAUCGUCACCUUUGGAAAACCGAUACAGUUCUGUUCCUUAUAGCUUACUGGUAUGUAACUUGCUUGUGUUACUUGCUGAUACGGCACAAUAUUGCAAUCAGCUAUCUAUUAUGGUUGUUUCUAAUUUUCUUUUGCAUGACUAUCGGCUUAUAUAUGAGAUGGUUCAGUGUUACAUGUUAAUGCAUUAAUUUAGCAGUUAAUACCAUAUUUCUAUACCACUAAUCUUUUUUAUUCCAACUUUUGUGGGUUUUUUAGGCAGAUGCUGAGAAACUACUGAUACAGAAGCUCAUAAGCCUGGGUUACACCAAGUCAAGAAUGGAACGGAAAUCUUCGUAGCAUAGGCUGCUAUGACGUGGUGUGUAUUUCACAAAGCAUACCUCCCAUAGAGUUUUGGCAGCGUUUUCAUGCAUACCCCCCCCCCCCCAAAAAAAAAAAAAAAACUUCAAAAAUUGUAACAUUUGAAGCUACCAAUUUCAAGAUAUCCGACCCUGGCAGAAGAUAGAUUCUGAAAUUGUGGGAAAAGUAACUAUUUUGUGUUGGGAUUCAUAUAGAAAAGUACCAAAGCAAGCUUGUCACUUA